CCCAAAGACUUCGAUGCGCCUCGCGAUUUCGUCGGAUUGAUUGCGAUUGCGAAGUUUGAUAAAUGAAAAAAAAAUAUGGCGAUUAAUUUCCUUGUGCGAGUCUCUGCCUUGCUGCUGCUCCGCCUCGUGCCGUCUCGCUUCCCUAUUUCCUAUUGCCGGCCAAGCAGGAUUUGGCGCUAGGGUUUCCUCGCUUCCCUGACGAGAUUGCUCCGCUUCUCUACUUUCCCGAAUCUGUGAGCAAAUCUUCUAAGAAAUUCUAAGUGGAAGUUGGAUCAUUUUAAUAAAUGGUGAUGGUGAUGCCUGCAUUAGUUUCCGACGAAGCAGCUUCUUACCCUUUGGACUUAGAGAAUCUGAAAAUGGAUUUGGAUUGGGAUGAUGUAUCAUGUUCGAUCUGUUUGAACUUCCCUCACAAUGGUGUGCUACUUCAUUGCUCCUCGUACGAGAAGGGUUGCCGUCCAUUCAUUUGCGAUACUGAUCAAAAUCACUCUAACUGUCUCGAACGGUUCAAGAAUGCAUAUAGAAUUCCUUCAGCUAUAAAAGAUUCUUCCACAGAUGGGGUCACUAUUAUCUGCUUUCAAGGGGUAUCAGCAAGUACCGGCAACCAACCAACCUGCCCACUGUGCAGGGGUGCUGUAACUGGGUGGCUCAUCAUCGACAAGGCCCGGGUCUCCUUAAACAUGAAGGAACGAUGUUGUGAAGAGAAACAUUGUGCAUAUACUGGCAACUUUUUUGAGCUCCAAAAGCAUGCUAAAGUAAGACACCCAUAUUCAUGCCCUUCUAAAAUCGAUCCUGCACGAAAAUUGGACUGGGAAAAUUUCCAGCAGUCAUCAGAGAUCAUAGAUGUCUUGAGCACUAUACAUGCAGAAGCACCACACGCAGUCGUAUUGGGGGACUAUGUCAUCGAAUAUGGAGAUUCAGAAGCUGGUGAUGAGUAUAUAGGUGUUAGGAGGAACAGAGGCCGUUGGUGGAGCUCUCUCUUAUCUUGUAGAUUGAUUCCAAGAUUUGGGUGUUUAAGAACUCGGCGGAGAUCCUCCCAUGGUGAUGAUCGGAGCAGACAUGGGUCUAUCGCCGAUGUUUCAUACAUAGGAGAAGCAUUUUCAUCCCUCGACGUAAGAGAGUACAGAUUUGCGGAAACUGAUGAUGGAGUUGUCCAAACAGGUGUCCGUACUGCUCCGUCUUUGGUGAUUCCUGGCCACUACAGGUGGGAGUUUUCGUGUCGAUUCAUAUUUAAUUUCAACAUCUUUAUUACUGGUAAUCUUCUAUCCUAUAGGAUCAUUCAGCUGGAGAAUUGAUGAAAGAAGAUUUAGCAUGCAAUGACUUAGCAACUUAAGGAACAAAUACAUAGAGUGAUACAAAGAGUUAUCUUUAUUGAGUAUAAUGAUGAGUAAAGUGGUAGUUGUAAUGCUAGUUGAACACAUUUCUUGCUACCGUAAAUGCCUUGUAUGAUUCAUCCUUCUGAUAUCUUUUAUCUUUUCGACACUUACAGAUAUGGACCACGUGAGAUACACCAGUUGCAAUACGAUCGAUGACCAGCAGAAUGUGCAGAAGCUAGUCGGUACUCUUAGAGUGCACUUUUUGGCGAUCGAAUCAAUGUCGAUGAAGAAUGUGCAGAAUCUAGUUGCUCCUCUUAGGUUGAUCUUGUUGGUUUGUUAGAUUUAGAUUCAAUUCUGGUCGGUAUAGAUUUUACUUUGUCUACAUUUCUCCCUGUACAUAAUGCUCUGGCUUAAAACAUGUGAAAGUCCUUAAAUAAAUGUGAAGGAUGAAUCGAUUCAAGUCCUCUUGUUCUUAU
Zingiber officinale is the source of this 1789-nucleotide messenger RNA. RefSeq lists its product as uncharacterized. The coding region runs from base 285 to 1292 and encodes 335 amino acids. The record is from RefSeq and is a predicted model, not a curated record. Lineage: Eukaryota; Viridiplantae; Streptophyta; Magnoliopsida; Zingiberales; Zingiberaceae. The transcript is spliced from 2 exons.